Tarenaya hassleriana is the source of this 1160-nucleotide messenger RNA. Its product is annotated as dihydroceramide fatty acyl 2-hydroxylase FAH1-like. Gene Ontology annotation, molecular function: fatty acid 2-hydroxylase activity; iron ion binding. The coding region runs from base 176 to 904 and encodes 242 amino acids. NCBI's taxonomy places the organism in Eukaryota, Viridiplantae, Streptophyta, Magnoliopsida, Brassicales, Cleomaceae. The record is from RefSeq and is a predicted model, not a curated record. Gene Ontology annotation, cellular component: membrane; endoplasmic reticulum. Gene Ontology annotation, biological process: fatty acid metabolic process; lipid biosynthetic process. The transcript has 7 exons.
AACACGAGGCUACUAAGGCGCAAAACCAGCGAGAAUUCGAAGAAGAACAAGAACGGAAGUAUCUCGGCGGUGUUUCCGGCGACGCCUCGUCGGUGCCUCGCUGAUCCCUCAGUUUUCGGUCAGCAUCUCUGUCUCGUUUUUUUCUUUUUUGGACAGCUCGGUGAAGGUCUUGCAAAUGGGUGGCCAUGGCUUCACUGUUGAUCUGAACAAACCCCUUGUCUUUCAGGUUGGCCAUCUUGGAGAUGUGUACGAGGAAUGGGUCCAUCAACCUAUCGUGACAAAAGAAGGCCCUCGGUUUUUCCAUAACGACUUUUGCGAGUUCUUGACUCGGACAGUUUGGUGGGCGGUCCCUGUAAUAUGGCUACCAGUUGUGUUCUGGUCCAUGUUCACAUCCAUGAAGAUGGGACAUACAGUUGCAGAGAUCGCUGCAAUGGCGGCAUUCGGCAUAUUUAUAUGGACAUUCAUGGAAUACACUCUCCAUCGAUUCCUUUUCCACGUGAAGACAAAGAGUUACUGGGGGAACACGGCACAUUAUCUGAUUCAUGGAUGCCAUCACAAACACCCAAUGGACCGUCUUCGCCUUGUUUUCCCUCCCGCCGCCACAGCCAUUUUAUGCAUUCCGUUCUGGAACACAGUGAAGCUCUUCGCAACACCUUCAACGACUCCGGGAUUGUUCGGAGGCGGCUUGCUCGGAUACGUCAUGUAUGACGUCACUCAUUACUACUUGCACCAUGCCCAACCAAACACACACGUAACCAAGAAUCUCAAGAAAUACCAUUUGAAUCACCACUUUAGGAUCCAGGACAAGGGGUUCGGAAUAACAUCCUCGUUUUGGGACAUUGUCUUUGGUACACUUCCGGGGUCCAAGGCCUCGAACAAAAAAAACAAAGCAGUGUUGAGGUAAAAUAUAAUAUUCAGUGAAAACCCAAAAAUAUAUAUAUAUAUAUAUAAUAUUCAGUAUUUAAUAUAAAAUUAGAUUGUUACGCUAUUGUUUAGAAAAAAAUUAUUUAUUAUUAGGACAGUGAGAUCCGUCUCAACUCUCAAGGUGUAUAUGUGAAUCCCCUUGCUUUUCUUUUUUCACAAACCAAAGAUAUAUUGUAUAUCCAAAUAAUUUAUGUACCCAUUUGGAAUCCUAUGAAUCCGGCAAAUAUAUUUGAAUU